This is a messenger RNA of Xiphophorus couchianus (Monterrey platyfish), 1872 nucleotides long. RefSeq names its product vegetative cell wall protein gp1-like. The transcript is spliced from 3 exons. NCBI's taxonomy places the organism in Eukaryota, Metazoa, Chordata, Actinopteri, Cyprinodontiformes, Poeciliidae. The record is from RefSeq and is a predicted model, not a curated record. Gene Ontology annotation, biological process: cell surface receptor signaling pathway. Bases 185 to 1498 code for a protein of 437 amino acids.
GUAAAGACAGUCUUUACAGCUGAGAGUUUAGCCGGUUUGGUUUCAGUACGAGCCGUUGGACAUGAACACAGGCAGCUUCUGACAAUCUACCAAAAGGUGACCUGCUCAGGGUGUGCCCUGCCUCUCACUCAACGCUGGAGACAGGCAGCACCCCUCCAUAACCCAGCAAAAUAAGUAGGUAAUAAUGGACACUCUACAACGUAUCUUUGGCCUAUGCAAAACCAUCUACGAGAGGGCCGAAAAUGCAAAGGCCAACAAAGAUCGCUGUCAACGAGUCGCCCAAAGAGUUCAAGCCCUGGAGAGACUUGUUAAAGCCAUUGAAGAAAAGGGACCUGGUCAAAUCUCUUCUGCAGUUCAACAAUCUCUGAAUGAACUCUGCGUUACACUGGUGUCUGCAGAGCAACUAAUGAGAAAAUUCUACAAAUCCAAUGCUAUUGAAGGCUUUGUUAAGUCUAGCUCUAAUGAGGAUAAGUUCAGUAAGAUUAAUGAUAAACUAAAUGACAAUUUCCAGGUCCUGUCAGGAGCACUGCAGAUUGAGCAGAGGGAUAUGUUAAUUUCGCUCUGCUCAAGCAAGAGGAGUGUUAAUGAAGGUAAUGGCCCUGCACAGACAUCUCCAUUGCCAUUCCCAAUGCCAGAGCCCUGGCAUGCAACAUCAGUGUUUUCUCCUGUUGCUCAGCCACAUCAUACAGUACCAAUGUCUCCUCAAUCACCACCAUUCAGCCCCACAGCACCGUGUCCUCUCCAAACACCACAGUUCAGAUCUCCAGCACCUUUGCCUCCCCAAACACAACAGUUCAGACCUCCAGCACCUUUGCCUCCCCAAACACAACAGUUCAGACCUCCAGCACGUUUGCCUCCCCAAACACAACAGUUCAGACCUCCAGCACCUUUGCCUUCCCAGACACAACAGUUCAGACCUCCAGCACCUUUGCCUCCCCAAACACAACAGUUCAGACCUCCAGCACCUUUGCCUCCCCAAACACAACAGUUCAGACCUCCAGCACCUUUGCCUCCCCAAACACAACAGUUCAGACCUCCAGCACCUUUGCCUCCCCAAACACAACAGUUCAGACCUCCAGCACCUUUGCCUCCCCAAACACAACAGUUCAGACCUCCAGCACCUUUGCCUCCCCAAACACAACAGUUCAGACCUCCAGCACCUUUGCCUCCCCAGACACCACAGUGUAGACCUCCAGCACCUUUGCCUCCCCAGACACCACAAUUCAGGCCUCCAGCACCUUUCAUACCCACAACACCCACUGUUCCUCCCACCAUUCAAAGGUCUAACCCUACAACUGCUGUGCCAGCCCCACGCAUCCUGUCUCCCAUGUCAGGGCCCAUCUCUACGGUCCCUCACCAUUUCCCUGCUUCAGUUCCAGCCCAUCUCCUUAAUCCUGGCAAUGUUGCAUCAAUGUCUGGCCCUGCUGUAAUGAACAUUACCAUACAAAGCACCACAGUUGUGACACAUUAUUCAGGCAACAACCCUGGUUUUCAGUAAUUUGCAGUCCGAAAUACUAAAUGGACACAACUUGCGUACCAGCCCCUUGAUGCACUUUUACACUAUGAGUCACACUUAUGUUCACAUUUAUACAUUCAUGCACAGAAUCGGUUGGUAACUUGAAUUUCAGUGCCUUGCCUCUGUUGUAUGAAAGGGGCAGUGUUAUAUAAAAUGAACAUUUUUGAGCUUUACGUCACAUUAUAAUGUUAUUAAUAUUAUUUUCUCAUCAAAAACAUACUUGGAGUGUUGAAUUGAUUCUUUCAUGCAUGUUUGAGAAAUAUUUUAGUCUCUUGUGGCAAACAUUUAGAGGUGCCAAACGCCUGUUAUAUGAUGGUGAAGUUGGACUUACCACCGCCUUCGAGACACAGCUCCUC